Molecule: messenger RNA, 13822 nt
Organism: Mus musculus (house mouse)
Lineage: Eukaryota; Metazoa; Chordata; Mammalia; Rodentia; Muridae
Gene: Potefam3b
Product: POTE ankyrin domain family member 3B
Exons: 7
Coding region: 692-1600 (302 amino acids)
Source: RefSeq, a predicted model, not a curated record
CACAAUUGCCUCUUAUUAAACCCUCCUGCUCUAGAUUUUCUGUCUCUCUUUAUAACACUCUACACUACUUGCUCUUCCUUGGGAGAUAGCAUUCUCCCACUGGUUCCUUACAAGAUACUAAUCCUGUGCGGUUAUUUAGAUCAUAGUUCUCAUCUCAGAUCCUUAACCACUAACAUCCUUAAAAGAGGCCACAUAACAUAUUUGUGGUGUUGGGUCUGGAUUUGGCAACACAGGAUGAUCAUUUUUGCCCCAUCAGGCCAGUUAGGUCCACAUAUUGGCAGGGCUGCAGGGUUGCAAAGUAUCUAAACCAUCACCUAUCUGCCCUCAGUAUUCCCUUUGAAGGCCAUGCACGUAGAUCUAGUGCAGAGUCAAAACUGACAGUGCUUUGCCCAGGCACCCAGGAGGGUGGGCUCCUGCCACUGCACUCUGAGGAAGAAAUGCAUAGAACACACGCAUCAUAGAUAGCACCAUUGUGUGCUCAGAGCAUGUCACUGUGGUGGUGCUAGCAGGGCUGUGCUGCUGCUACUUGCUGAAGUACAGUUCACUUCACACUGAACUGGUUGUGCUCUCCUGCUUUUUAGAUACAAGAGUUGCCUUUUUUUUCUUUAAUUAUAGAAUUUGAGAGUCAGAUAUCAGUUAAAGGGAAGGGAAGAGAGGGAAGAAGGUUCGUGGGCUACCCUAGGCUCCAAUAAUGGAGGAAGAAAUCAACUAUGAUUCCCAGACAAUGAACAUCCCCAGAAGGAGACGCUGGUACACUCACCUGUGGCGUUCAUGUCUGGGUCUUAGAUGCAUGCAUCCUCAGAAAAAGAAGAAAUAUCCCCUCUACUUGAUUGGCUAUGAUCCUAUAGGCCCAUUACAACGAGCGGCCAGCGUGGGUGACCUUGAUACAACAGAGAAGUUAAUCCACUCCAGUCAACAUCAUGUGGAUGAAUCUGAUAGGAGGAAAAGGACUUCGCUGCAUUAUGCAUGUGCCCACAACCAUCCAGACGUGGUGACACUAUUAUUAGAAAAUAAUUCCAGCAUUAACAUCCGGGAUGAUGAAGGCUGCACACCCUUGAUUAAGGCCACCCAACGAGACAAUGUGGAUUGUGCUUCCGUAUUGCUCACCCACAAUGCAGAUCCAAAUCUGAUAGAUUCCAGUGGGAACACAGCCUUCCACCAUGCUAUAUCCAGGGGUAACAUAAGGAUUGUAAAAAUGCUCCUUGAGCACAACGUAGACAUUGAAGCCAAAACAGAGUAUGGCUUGACACCAUUGCAACUUGCAACAUUUGAACAGAAACCUGAAAUGGUAGAAUUUUUAGCAGCAAAGUGUGCAAAAAGCUCAGUGACCCCCUCCUGGUCACCCAGUCCCACAGUCUCUCCCUGCCCCUCCUCCACUUCACCUCUGAGCAGUUUGGGACUCCCUGUAUGUCCAAACCCUGGCACUUCGUCUCUCUCUGAGGACAGAAAAAGUAGCUCAGCUAGAAGAAUAAAACUGAGUACUGGAUCGUCAGCUCAGAGAACUGAAGUGAAGCAUGUCAGGUUCAAUGAAGGUAAGGUUUUUAUAGUGAAUAUAAAUAUGGUAUAUAGUAGCCAGUCCUAUUACCCUAAAGAAGAGUAGAGAUUAAGCUUCUUUCCCACUGAGUCCAGAAAAGGCAGCUCAACUAGCAGAAAGGAAUCCAAAUGCAGACAACAGUGUGAAGCGGUCCUCCCUUCAGUUUAUAGAGAACCCACAUGAAGACCAAGCUGCACAUCUGCUACAUAUGGGGAGGGGGUCUAUGUGCAGCCCAUGCAUGCUCUUUGAUUGGUGGUUCAAUCUCUGUGAGCCCUCAUGGGCCCAGGCUACUUGAUUGUGUAGGUUUUCUUGUGGUGUCCCUGACCCCUCAGUCACAAUGUUCUCCUUUGAGUUCAAUGUCCUUCCCCAACUCUUCCACAAGACUCUCCAAACUCCCCUUGAUGUUUGUCUGUGGUUCUGUACAUUUGUUUCCGUCCUCUGCUGGAUGAAGCCUCUUAGAAGUGUUAUCCUAGGCUCCUGUCUACAAGCAUAGCAGAACAUCAUUAAUGGUGUCAAAGCCUGGCUCUCUCCCACAGUGUGGGUCUCAAAUUGGGCCAGUUAUUGGGUGGCGAUUCCCUUAAUCUCUGUUCCAUUGUAAUCCCUGAAUAUCUUGUAGGUAGGAUAAAUUUUGGGUUGAUGUUUUUGUGAGGGCAUUGGUAUUCCCCUCCUUCCACUGGAAGUCCCUUCUGGCUACAGGAGAAGAUUGCUUAGGGCUCCAUAUCACCUGCUGCUAGUUGACUCACCCCUAUAGAUUCCUAAGAGCCCCCACAGUCCCUGGUCUUUGUUUCAUCACAGAGGUGCCUCUCCUCAGGUAUCUCUUCUCCCUGAUACCACCCUACUCUUGCUCCCCACCUUAGUUCCCUCUCCAUCUCCCACAAAUUUCCCUCCCUAAAUCAAAUCCUAAUGUCUAUUUUAUUUUCCCUUCUGAGUGAGAAUCAAGCAUUUUCCUUUUUUGCCCUCGUGUUUUAGCUUCUUUAAGUCUGUGGAUCUUAGCAUGAUUAUCCUGUACUAUGUCUGAAAAAGUACUCAUUCUAAGUGAGUACAUACCAUGCCUGUGUUUCUGGGUUUGGAUUACAUCACUCCAGAUGAUAUUUUCAAAGCCUACCCAUUUGCCUGCAAAUUUCAUGGAUUCCUUGUUUUAAGCAGUGGAAUGAUAUUUCACUGUGUAGGUAUACCACAUUUUCUUCAUCUAUUUUUCAGUUAAAGUCCAUCUUGGUUGUUUCCUGUUUCUGGCUAUGACAAAUAAAGGUUUUAUUAACAGAGUUGAGCAACAGUUAUUGAGAUGGUAUGGUGGAACAUCUUUUGGGUAUAUGCCCAUGAGUGAUAUAGCUGUGUCUUGAGGUAGAACUAUUCCUAAUUUUCAGAAAACAACAACAACAACAGCAACAAAACCUGCCAAAUUACUUUUCUUUUUUUUUUCUUUUUUUUUAUACUUAAGAAUCUAAUUUUAUAUUAUCAUUUUAUUUAUUUAUUAUUACGUAUUUUCCUCAAUUACAUUUAGAAUGCUAUCCCAAAAUUCCCCCAUACCCUCCCCACCACUUCCCUAUCCACCCAUUCCCAUUUUUUGGCCCUGGCAUUCCCCUGUACAGGGGCAUAUAACGUUUGUGUGUCCAAUGGGCCUCUCUUUCCAGUGAUGGCCGACCAGGCCAUCUUUUGAUACAUAUGCAGCUAGAGUCAAGAGCUCCAGGGUACUAGUUAGUUCAUAAUGUUGUUGCACCUACAGGGUUGCAGACCUCUUUAGCUCCUCGGAUACUUUCUCUAACUCAUCCAUUGGGGGCCCUGUGCUCCAUCCAAUAGCUGACUGUGAGCAUCCACUUAUGUGUUUGCUAGGCCCUGGCCUAGUCUCACAAGAGACAGCUAUAUCAGGGUCCUUUCAGCCAACGCUUGCUAGUGUAUGCAAUGGUGUCAUCGUUUGGAGGCUAAUUAGGGGAUGGAUCCCUGGAUAUGGCAGUCUCUAGAUGGUCCAUCCUUUUGUCUCAGCUCCAAACAUUGUCUCUGUGACUCCUUCCAUGGGUGAUUGUUUCCAAUUCUAAGAAGGUGCAAAGUGUCCACACUUUGGUCUUCGUUCUUCUUCAGUUUCAUGUGUUUUGCAAAUUGUAUCUUAUAUCUCGAGUAUACUAAGUUUCUGGGCUAAUAUCCACUUAUCAGUGAGUACAUAUCAUUUGAGUUCUUUUGUGAUUAUGUUACCUCACUCAGGAUGAUGCCCUCCAGGUCCAUCCAUUUGCCUAGGAAUUUCAGAAAUUCAUUCUUAUUAAUAGCUGAGUAGUACUCCAUUGUGUAAAUGUACCACAUUUUUUGUAUCCAUUCCUCUGUUGAGGGGCAUCUGGGUACUUUCCAGCUUCUGGCUAUUAUAAAUAAGGCUGCUAUGAACAUAGUGGAGCAUGUGUCCUUCUUACCGGUUGGAACAUCUUCUGGAUAUAUGCCCAGGAGAGGUAUUGCACUAUGCUCCGGUAGUACUAUGUCCAAUUUUCUGAGGAACUGCCAGACUGAUUUCCAGAGUGGUAGUACAAGCUUGCAAUCCCACCAACAAAGGAGGAGUGUUCCUCUUUCUCCACAUCCACGCCAGCAUCUGCUGUCACCUGAAUUUUUGAUCUUAGCCAUUCUGACUGGUGUGAGAUGGAAUCUCAGGGUUGUUUUGAUUUGCAUUUCUCUGAUGAUUAAGGAUGCUGAGCAUUUUUUCAGGUGCUUCUCAGCCAUUCAGUAUUCCUCAGGUGAGAAUUCUUUGUUCAGCUCUGAGUUCCAUUUUUUAAUGGGGUUAUUUGAUUUUCUGGAGUCCACCUUCUUGAGUUCUUUAUAUAUAUUGGAUAUUAGUCCCCUAUCUGAUUUAGGAGAGGUAAAGGUCCUUUCCCAAUCUGUUGGUGGCCUUUUUGUCUUAUUGAUGGUGUCUUUUGCCUUACAGAAGCUUUGCAGUUUCAUGAGGUCCCAUUUGUCAAUUCUCGAUCUUAUAGCACAAGCCUGUUCUAUUCAGAAAUUUUUCCCCUGUGGCCAUAUCUUCAAGGCUUUUCCCCACUUUCUCCUCUAUAAGUUUCAGUGUCUCUGGUUUUAUGUGGAGUUCCUUGAUCCACUUAGAUUUGACCUUAGUACAAGGAGAUAGGAAUGGAUCGAUUUGCAUUCUUCUACAUGUUAACAACCAGUUGUCCCAGCACCAUUUCUUGAAAAUGCUGUCUUUCUUCUACUUGAUGGUUUUAGCUCCCUUGUCGAAGAUCAAGUGACCAUAGGUGUGUGGGUUCAUUUCUGGGUAUUCAAUUCUAUUCCAUUGGUCUACUUGUCUGUCUCUAUACCAGUACCAUGCAGUUUUUUAUCACAGUUGCUCUGUAGUAAAGCUUUAGGUUAGGCAUGGUGAUUCCACCAGAGGUUCUUUCAUCCUUGAGAAGAGUUUUUGCUAUCCUAGUUUUUUUGUUAUUCCAGAUGAAUUUGCAGAUUCCUCUUUCUGAUUCGUUGAUAAUUGAGUUGGAAUUUUGAUGGGGAUUGCUUUGAAUCUGUAGAUUGCUUUUGGCAAGAUAACCAUUUUUACAAUGUUGAUCCUGCCAAUCCAUGAGUAUGGGAGAUCUUUCCAUCUUCUGAGAUCUUCUUUAAUUUCUUUCUUCAGGGACUUGCAGUUCUUAUCAUACAGAUCUUUCAUUUCCUUAGUUAGAGUCACGCCAAGGUAUUUUAUAUUAAUUGUGACUACUGAGAAGGGUGUUGUUUCCCUAAUUUCUUUCUCAGCCUAUUUAUCCUUUGUGUAGAGAAAGGCCAUUGACUUUUUUGAGUUAAUUUUAUAUCCAGCUACUUCACCGAAGCUGUUUAUCAGUUUUAGGCGUUCUCUGGUGGAAUUUUUAGGGUCACUUAUAUAUACUAUCAUAUCAUCUGCAAAGAGUGAUAUUUUGACUUCAUCUUUUCCAAUUUGUAUCCACUUGAUCUCCUUUUGUUGUCGAAUCACUCUGGCUAGGACUUCAAGUACUAUGUUGAAGAGGUAGGGAGAAAGUGGGCAGCCUUGUCUAGUCCCUGAUUUUAGUGGGAUUGCUUCUAGCUUCUCACCAUUUACUUUGAUGUUGGUUACUGGUUUGCUGUAGAUUGCUUUUAUCAUGUUUAAGUGUGGGCCUUGAAUUCCUGAUCUUUCCAAGACUUUUAUCAUGAAUGGGUGUUGGAUCUUGUCAAAUGCUUUUUCUGCAUCUAACGAGAUGAUCAUGUGGUUUUUGUCUUUGAAUUUGUUUUUAUAAUGGAUUACGUUGAUGGAUUUCUGUAUAUUAAACCAUCCCUGGAUCCCUGGAAUAAAACCUACUUGGUCAGGAUGGAUGAUUGCUUUAAUGUGUUCUUAGAUUCAGUCAGCGAGAAUUUUAUUGAGUAUUUUUACAUCGAUAUUCAUAAGGGAAAUUGGUCUGAAGUUCUCUAUCUUUGUUGGAUCUUUCUGUGGUUUAGGUAUCAGAGUAAUUGUGGCUUCAUAGAAUGAGUUGGGUAGAGUAUCUUCUACUUCUAUUUUGUGGAAUAGUUUGUGCAGAACUGGAUUAGAUCUUCUUUAAAGGUCUGAUAGAACUCUGCACUAAACCCAUCUGGUCCUGGGCUUUUUUUUUUUUUUUGCUGGGAGACUAUUAAUGACUGCUUCUAUUUCUUUAGGGGUUAUGGGUCUGUUUAUAUCGGUAACUUGAUCCUGAUUUAAUUUUGGUACCUGGUAUCUGUCUAGAAAUUUGUCCAUUUCUUCCAGGUUUUCCAGUUUUGUUGGGUAUAGCCUUUUGUAGAAGGAGCUGAUGGUGUUUUAGAUUUCUUCAGGAUCUGUUGUUAUGUCUCCCUUUUCAUUUUCAUUUCUGAUUUUGUUAAUUAGGAUGCUGUCCCUGUGCCCUCUAGUGAGUCUAGCUAAGGGUUUAUCUAUCUUGUUGAUUUUCUCAAAGAACCAACUCCUCAUUUGAUUAAUUCUUUGAAUAGUUCUUCUUGUUUACACUUGGUUGAUUUCGCCCUUGCGUUCUGAUGAUGGUGAGUGGUCUUGAUUUCUGUUAGUAGGAUUCUUUCGUUUGCCUUUCGCCAUCUGGUAUUCUCUGGAGCUAGUUGUUAUAGUUGUCUCUGGUUAGAGCUUGUUCCUCAGGUGAUUAUUUUAGCCUAUAUCAGCAGAUCUGGGAGACUAGCUCUAUCCUUAGUUUCAGUGGUCAGAGUACUCUCUGCAGGCAAGCUCUCCUCUUGCAUUGCAGGUGUCCAGAUAUCUGUUGUUCGAAACUGCCUCCUGGCAGGAGUUGUGUUCCACUCAUCAGAAGUCUUAAGAUCCCAUGGAGGGUCCUGUGAGGACCUUGGGGGUGUCUAGAAACUCCGCGCACAAGGAACUCCACUGCUGGAGUGAACCGGAAGGGACUUGUGCCCCUGAUCAGGCCGGGUUAUCUCCUUCCUUAAUUAAUGCAGUCUCAGGUCCCGAGCGAUUGGAUUGGAGCAGACACUGUGUUCCACUCACCAGAGGUCUUAGGAUCCCAUGGGGAAUCCUGUGUGGUUCCUUGGGGGUGUCCCCCAAAUUACUUUUCAAAAGGGGUUGUAAACAUGUGCCCUCCCACCAGCAAUAGAAGAGUGUUCCCCUUGCCCAAUAUUCUUACCAGCUUGUGCUGUCACUCCAGGUUUUGAUUUUAGCCAUUCUGACUGGUGUAAGGUGGAUUCUUCGAGUCCUUCUGAUUUUCAUUUCACUGAGGACUGAAGACUUUGAACUUUCAGGUGUUUCUCAAACUUCUGAGAUUCCUCUGUUGAAUUCUCUGUUUAGCUAUUUACCCCAUUUUUAAAUUGAUUUAUGAGUUUCUAACUUCUUGUGUUCUUUAUAUAUUUUGGACUUUAGUUCUCUCUCAAGUGUAGGGUUGGUGGGUAUCUUUUCCCAAUAUGUAGGCUUCCAUUUUUUCCUAUUGACAAUGUCCUUUGUCUUGCAGAAGUUUUUCAGUUUCAUGAGUCCCUAUGUUUCAAGUAUUGAUCUUAGAGCCUGAGACAUUGGUGUUCUGUUCAGAAAAUUGUCUACUGAACCAAUGUAUCAAGGAUAUUUCCCACCUUGUCUCCUAGCAAAUUUAGUGUAUCUGGUUUAGUGGUCUAGAGGUCUUUGGUGCCUGUGAACUCAAGUUUUGUGCUGGGGGAUAAAUAUAGGUCUAUAUGCAUUCAUCCUCUUGUAGACGUCCAGUUAGACCUGCAACAUUUGUUGAAGAUAUUUUCUUUCUUUUUUUCCAUUGUAUGACUUUUAUGUCAAAAUCAAGUGUUGGUGGGUGUGUGACUUAUUUCUGGGUCUUCGAUUUGAUUCCACAGACCAACUUGUUCAUUUCCAUAGGUAUACCAUGCAGUUUUUAUUCUGAUUGCUCUGUGGUAUGUCUUGAGACUAGGUAUGAUGAUACAUCCAGGAAUUAUUUUAUUAUAUAUAGUCAUCUUGCAUUUUUUGUUUUUGAUAGGAAGCUAAGAAUUGCUGUUUCUCAUUCUGUAAGUAAUUGUGUUGGAAUUUUGGUGGGAAAUGUACUUGGUGGGAAGAUGGUUUUGGUAAAGUGGCUAUUUUCACCAUGUUAAUCCUGUCCAUCCAUGAGCACAGGAGAUCUUUCCAUCUUCAGAUGUUUUCUUCAACUUCUUUUUCAGGGAAUUGAAGUUUUUGGUAGACAUGUCUUUCAGUAGGUUGGUUAGAGUUAUACUGAGAUAUUUUAGAUCAUCUGUGGCUAUUGUGAAAGGUUUCAUUUCUUGUCCCUUUUAUCUUUUGUAUAAAGGAGGGCUACUGAUUUCUUUGGGUCAAUUUUUUUUAUUCAGUCAUUUUGCUGUAGGUGUUUAUCACCUUUGGUGUAGGCAUUCUUUGGUAGAUUGUUUGAGGUCUCUUAUGUAUGUGGGCAGCGUUGUUUAGUCUCUUACGUUUCUCUCCAUUUAAGUUGUUGGCUAUUGACUUGUCAUAUUUUGGUUAGAUGUGCAAAUUUUAUCACUGAAAUCUCCAAGACUUUCAACAUGAAGGGGUGUUUGAUUUUAUCAAAGUUUUUUUUUUUCACCAUGCAAUGUGACAAGCAUGUGAAUUAUGUCCCAAACCCCAACCCCUGCCACCUGCGGAUAUCCCUUCAUUCUCAUGGACAUCAGGUCAUCUCCCCUGUGUCUCCGUACAUCUGAUACUGAAACACCCCAUUUCCCUGACCAUCCCCACUCCCACCUAGUUCUCUCCUUCCAUUUUGCUCCUAUGACUAUUUUAUUCUCUGUUCUAAGUCAGGUUCAAACAACUUUGUUUGGUCCUUACCCCUUGUUUAUCUCCUUUUUGUCUGUGGAAUAUGGUAUGGUUAUCCUGUAAUUUAUUACUAAUAUCCAUUUAUAAGUGAAUACAAACCAUCCAUGUUUCGGAUCUGGGUUACUUCAUUCAGGAUGAUAAUCUCAAGUUCUAUCCUUCUGCCUGCAAAAUUCAUUAUGUCUUUACUAUUAAUAGUUGAAUAGAAUUUCAUUGUAUACACAUACCACAUUCUCUUUUGCCAUUUUUAAAGAAUAAUUUUUAUUUUUAAAAUUCUAUGUGCACAUGUGACCCUUGAAGCCAGAGGAAGGCAUUCUCCUAGAGUUGGAGUUUUAGAGACAGUACUGAGAACUGAACUGCAGUCCUCUGGAAGAGCACUGGGUGUGCUUAACUGUUGAGCUGUGUCUCCGGACUACAAUUCUUAUAUAUUUUUUUAAUUUAAUCUAAUUGUUUUCAGUCAUUCACAUUAUUUUUUGAAUUUACUUAUUUAUUUUCUUUAUCUGCAUUUCAAACUUUAUCCUCUUUCCUCAUUUCCCCUCCACCACCACCACCACCACCCCAAUCCCAUCCCUCCUCCCCCUGCCCACUAACCCACCGACUACUGCUUCCCUGUCCUGGCAUUCCCCUACACUGGGGCCCAUCACAAGCCCAAGGGCCUCUCCUCUCCUUGAUGUCCCACAAGUCCAUUCUCUGUUACAUAUGCGGCUGGAGCCAUGAGUCCCACCAUGUGUACUAUUUGGUUGGUGGUUUAGUCCCUGGGAGCUCUGGAGUUACUGGUUGGUUCAUAUUGUUGUUCCUCCUAUGGAGCUGCCAACUCCUUCAGCUCCUUGUGUCCUUUCUUAGCUCCUCCAUUGGAGACCCUGUGCUCAGUCCAAUGGUUGGUUGUGUGCAUUUACCUCUGUAUUUGUCAGACACUGCAGAGCCUCUCAGGAGGCAGCUCUAUCAGGCUCCUGUCAGCAAGCACUUGUUGGCAUCCACAAUAGUGUCUGGGUUUGGUAAUUGUAUAUGGGCUGGAUUCCCUGAUGGGACAGUAACUGGAUGGCGUUUCCUUCAGGUUCUGCUCCAAACAUUGUCUCUGUAUCUCCUCCCGUGGGUAUUUUGAUCCCUCUUCUAAGAAGAACUGAAGUAGUCACACUGUGGUCUUCAUUCUUCUUGAGCUUCAUGUAUUCUGUGAAUUGUAUCUUGGGUAUUCUGAACUUCUAGGCUAAUAUCCAAUUAUCAGUGAGUACAUACCAUGUGUGUUCUUUUGUGAUUGGGUUACCUCACUCAGGAUAAUAUUUACUAGUUCCAUUCAUUUGACUAAGAACUUCAUGAAUUCACCCUUUUUAAUGGCUGAGUAGUAGUCCAUUGUGUAAAUGUACCACACUUUGUGUAUCCAUUUCUCUUUUGAACGACAUCUGGGUUCUUUCCAGCUUCUGACUACUAUAAAUAAGGCUGCUAUGAAUGUAAUGGAGAAUGUGUCCCUAUUAUGAGUUGGAGCAUCUUCUGGGUAUAUACACAGGAGUGAUAUUGCUGAGUCCUCUGAUUAGUACUAUGUCCAAUUUUCUGAGGAAUCACCAAACUGAUUUCCAGAGUGUGUGUACCAGUUUUCAAUCCCACCAGCAAUGGUGGAAUGUUCCUCUUUCUUCACAUCCUCACCAACAACUGCUCUCCCCUGAGUUUCUGAUCUUAGCCAUUCUGAAUGGUUCUCAGGAGUCUAACAUCUUGAGUUCUUAGUAUACAUUGGAUACUAGCCCUCUAUCAGCUGUAGAAUUAGUAAAGAUCUUUUCCCAAUCUGUUGAUUGCUGUUUUGUCCUAUUGACAGUGUCUUUUGCCUUACAGAAGCUUAGCAAUUUUAUGAGGUCCCAUUUGUCAAUUCUCAAACUUACAGCACAAGCCAUUGCUGUCCUAUUGAGGAAUUUUUUCCCCCUGUGCCCAUAUCUUCGAUGCUUUUCCCCACUUUCUCCUCUAUAAGUUUCAGUGUCUCUGGUUUUAUGUGGAGUUCCUUGAUCCACUUAGACUUGAGGAGAUAAGGAGAUUAGAAUGGAUCAAUUUGCAUUUUUCUACAUGAUAAGAGCCAGUUGUGCCAGCACCAUUUGUUGAAAAUGCUGUCUUUUUUCCACUGGAUGGUUUUAGCUCCAAUGUCAAAGAUCCAGUGGCCAUAGGUGUUUGGGUUCAUUUCUAGGUCUUUAGUUCUAUUCCAUUGGUCUACCUGUCUGUCGCUAUCCCAGUACCAGGCAGUUUUUAUCACAAUUGUUCUGUAGUACAGCUUUAGGUCAGGCAUGGUGAUUCCACCAGAGAUUCUUUUAUCACUGAGAAGACUUUUUGCUAUCCUAGGUUUUUUGUUAUUCUAGGUGAAUUUGCAAAUUGCUUUUUCUAACUCAGUGAAGAUUUCAGUUGGAAUUUUGAUGGGGAUUGCAUUGAAUCUGUAGAUUGCUUUAGGCAGGAUAGCCAUUUUGACUAUAUUAAUCCUGCCAAUGAGCAUGGUAGAUCUCUCCAUCUUCUGGGAUUUAUCAUCCUUUGAAGGACUGGAUUUAUGGAAUCAUAUUCUGUAAAUGUGGUUUUGUCAUGGAAUACCUUGGUUUCUCAAUCUAUGGGAAUUGAGAUUUUUAUUGGGUAUUGUACCCUGGGCUGGCAUUUGUGUUCUCUUAGGGUCUAUAUGACAUAAGCCCAGGAUCUUGUGGCUUUCAUAUUCUUUGGCGAGAAGUCUGGUGUAAUUCUGAUAGUUAUGCAUUUAUAUAUUACUUGACCAUUUUCCCUUACUGCUUUUAAUAUUCUUUCUUUGUUUUAUGCAUUUGGUGUUUUGAUUAUUAUAUGACAGGUGGAAUUUUUUUUUCUGGUCCAAUCUACUUGGAGUUCUGUAGGCUUCUUGUAUGUCCAUGGUCAUCUCUUUCUUUUGAUUAAGUAAGUUUUCUUCUAUAGUUUUGUUGAAGAUAUUUACUGGCCCUUUAAAUUGGGGGUCUUCACUCUAUUCUAUACCUAUUAUCCUUAUGUGUGGUCUUCUCAUUUUUUCCUGGAUUUCCUGGAUGUUUUGGCUUAGGAGUUUUGUUGUUGUUGUUGUUGUUGUUGUUGUUGUUGUUGUUGUUGUUUUGUUUUGCAUUUUGCAUUGUCUUUGACUGUUGUGUUAAUGAUUUCUAUGGUCUUCUGCACCUGAGAUUCUCCCUUCUAUCUCUUGUAUUUUGUUGGUGAUGCUUGCAUCUAUAACUCCUGACCUCUUUCCUAGGUUUUCUAUCUCCAGAGCUGUCUCCCUUUGUGGUAUCUUUUUUUGUUUCUACUUCUAUUUUUGGAUCCUGGGUGGUUUUGUUCAAUUCCUUUGCCUGUUUGUUUGUUUCCAUGUAAUGAUUUAAGGGAAUUUUGUGUUUUUUCUUUAAGUUCUUUUACCUGUUUUCCGAUGUUCUCUUGUAUUUCUUUAAGGGACUUAUUUAUUUCCUCCUGAAAGUCCUCUAACAGCAUCCUGAGAUGUGAUUUUCAAUCCAAAUCUUGCUUUUCCGGUAUGUUGGGGUAUCCAGGACUUGCUCUUGUGUGAGAACUGGAUCCUGAUGAUGCCAUGUAGCCUUUUUUCUGUUGGUUAGGUACUUGGGCUUGCCUUUUGCCAUCUGGUUAUCUGGGGUGUUAGUUGGUCUUGCUGUCUCUGGGUUGAGCUUGUCCCUCCUGUGGGCCUGUAAGUCUGUGUCAGCACUUCUGGGAGACCAGCUCACCCUGGCAGGGCCCAUGCACAGAGGGCUGUGGAACAGCCCCAGCUCCUGGGUGCAGAUGGAGGCAGAAAGAACACUGUCUCAUCUGUUCUACUGCUUGUGCACUGCUAGCUUUGUGGCCCUCAAACCCCAUUAGCACCUUUAAAAGUGGGAUUUAAGUUGUAAAUGUGGGGAUUCAGAAUUGAGAAGUCAUCUUGGUGUGUUUUUCUUUGAUGAGUGUGAAAUAUCCUUCCCUAUCUCUUUUGAUUCAUUUUGGUUGAAAGUCUCUUUUAUUUAGAUAUUACAAUUGCUCCUUAGCUUUCAUCCUGAGUACCUUUUCUUGGGAAAACUUUUUACAGUCCUUCAUUCUUAGGUAAUAUCUCUGUAUGUUUGCCAAGGUAUGUUUCUUGCAUGAAGCAGAAUGAUAGAUGCUGACUUCAUAUCCAGUCUGUCAGCUUAUAUCUUUUUAUUGUGGAAAAUGACUUUACUGGUGUUGAGAGCUACCAAUAACCAAUGAUUGUUAAUUCCUGUUAUUUUGAUGUAUGUGGAGGGAAGAUGAUUAUGUGUUGAGAACACCAAUGAAGUUGGUGUUUUGUAAGCUUUUUCUACGUUAUUAGGCAUUCUUUCUUUAGUUUGGGUGAAUUUUCUUUUAUGAUUUUGUUGAAAAUAUUUCCUUGUCCUUCGAGCUGGUAGUCUCUUGACUUGUUGUUUAUUCCCAUUAUUCAUAAAAAGAUUUUUUUAGAGUGUCACAGAUUACCUGAAUACUUUGAGUCAGAAAUUGUUUUAGGUUUAACAUUUUCUUUUGUUAUAUCAUCUAUGCCUGAGAUCAUCUCUUCCAUUAUUUUUGCUCUGUUGGCUGUGCUUCUGUCUCUGUUGUCCUUCUUAGGUUUUCCAUGUCCAAAGUUCCCUGAGUUUGUAUUUUCUUUACUGCUUCAUUUACCAUUUGCAGAUAUUAGAUUGUUUUAUUCAUUUUCUUCACCUGUUUGAUUCUAUUUUCCUGUAUAUUUAAGGGAUUUAUUAUUUUCCCCAUUUAAAGGCCUCUAUCAUCUUCAUAAGACUGGAUUUAAAGACAUUUUACUGUGCUUUGAUUGUGUUAGGAUAUCCAGAGCUUGCUAUAGUAGAAUACCUGGGCUGUGGAUAUGUCAUAUUGAUUUAGUUCUCUUUGAUUGUGUUCUUAUGUUGGCCUUUAGCCAACUGGUUAUCCCGGGUAGUUUCUGUCACAGGCGUCCUGAGGUGGGCUACCUUUGCCUGGACAUUGGAAAUCAGGUGACAGUGUAUGUCUCCAGGAAACUGGGCAGAGCAGUGGAUGUUCCUGCUGCAGCAGGCCUGCUUAAUGUGGGUUUAAUUGUAGCCAAAGACUGGCACUCAGGGGAGAACAUCUUUAAGAUCAGCUCUGGACUUUACUCUUUUUAGGGGAGGGGUUGAGACACGGUCUCACUAAAUAUAGCUCUGUUUGUCCAGGGA